Molecule: messenger RNA, 339 nt
Organism: Danaus chrysippus (African queen)
Lineage: Eukaryota; Metazoa; Arthropoda; Insecta; Lepidoptera; Nymphalidae
Source: the annotation of a GenBank genome assembly
AUGAGUUCUCUUACAUCUGUAAUUCCAAAACUCUAUCAAGAAUAUACUACCAAGACAUCUAAAAAGUUGAAAAUAAUAGACGCCUAUUUGUUAUAUGUCUUUCUUACGGCCGUUAUACAGUUUGUAUAUUGUUGCCUUGUCGGCACCUUCCCAUUCAAUUCCUUUUUAAGUGGAUUCAUUUCCACCGUAAGCUGCUUUGUACUCGGUGUUUGCUUGAGACUGCAAGUUAAUCCGGAGAAUAAAAAUGAGUUCCAGGGCUUGAGUGCAGAGAGAGGAUUCGCAGAUUUUAUUUUUGCUCAUCUUGUUUUGCAUAUAGUUGUUAUCAAUUUUAUAGGUUAA